Molecule: messenger RNA, 1292 nt
Organism: Chrysochloris asiatica (Cape golden mole)
Lineage: Eukaryota; Metazoa; Chordata; Mammalia; Afrosoricida; Chrysochloridae
Gene: SELENOI
Product: ethanolaminephosphotransferase 1 (CDP-ethanolamine-specific)
Exons: 10
Biological process (GO): phosphatidylethanolamine biosynthetic process
Cellular component (GO): endoplasmic reticulum membrane; Golgi apparatus
Molecular function (GO): ethanolaminephosphotransferase activity
Source: RefSeq, a predicted model, not a curated record
CCCUUCCCACCCUUGCUCAGUUGGAGCCUUGCUCGUGUUUCGCCACCUUGUUGCGGAUUGUUGCUGCCGAGUGUGUGCUCGGUUUUCAGGUCGUCACGAUGGCUAGCUACGAAUACGUGAGCCCGGAGCAGCUGGCCGGUUUUGAUAAGUACAAGUACAGUGCUGUGGAUACCAAUCCACUUUCCCUGUAUGUCAUGCAUCCAUUUUGGAACACUAUAGUAAAGGUGCUUCCUACUUGGCUGGCUCCAAAUCUGAUAACCUUUUCUGGCUUUUUGCUGGUUGUAUUCAAUUUUCUACUUAUGGCAUACUUUGAUCCCGACUUUUAUGCUUCAGCACCAGGUCACAAGCAUGUUCCUGACUGGGUUUGGAUUGUAGUAGGCAUCCUCAACUUCGUAGCUUACACUUUAGAUGGUGUGGAUGGAAAGCAAGCCCGUAGAACCAAUUCCAGCACUCCCCUAGGGGAACUUUUUGACCAUGGCUUAGAUAGUUGGUCAUGUGUUUACUUUGUUGUAACUGUGUAUUCCAUCUUUGGACGAGGACCAACUGGUGUCAGUGUUUUUGUUCUUUAUCACCUGUUAUGGGUAGUUUUGUUCUCCUUCAUCCUGUCUCACUGGGAAAAGUAUAACACAGGGAUUCUUUUCCUGCCAUGGGGAUAUGACAUUAGCCAGGUGACUAUUUCUUUUGUCUACAUAGUGACUGCGAUUGUGGGAGUUGAGGCCUGGUAUGAACCUUUCCUGUUUAAUUUCUUAUAUAGAGACCUAUUCACUGCAAUGAUUAUUGGUUGUGCGUUAUGUGUGACUCUUCCAAUGAGUUUAUUUAACUUUUUCAGAAGCUAUAAAAAUAGCACCUUGAAACACAAUUCAGUCUAUGAAGCUAUGGUUCCCUUGUUUUCUCCAUGUUUGCUAUUCGUUUUGUCUACAGCAUGGAUCCUCUGGUCACCUUCAGAUAUUUUAGAAAUACAUCCUAGAAUAUUCUACUUUAUGGUUGGAACAGCCUUUGCCAACAUCACCUGCCAACUGAUUGUUUGUCAAAUGAGCAAUACCCGGUGCCCAACUCUGAAUUGGUUGCUCAUUCCACUGUUAUUGGUUGUCAUGGCGGUGUACUUAGGAAUAGCUUCUUACAUUGAGAGCAUUCUCCUAUAUACGUUAACAUCUGUGUUCACUCUGGCUCACAUCCAUUAUGGAGUACAAGUGGUAAAGCAGCUGAGCAGCCAUUUUCAGAUUUACCCCUUCUCAUUGAAGAAACCUAAUUCGGAUUGACUAGCAAUGGAAGAAAGCCAGAUUGGCCUGUAA